AUCUUGCCCAGAAGUCAACAAUAGUCCUCCGAUAUUCGAGGUCCUCCACUCAUCCCCACAGAGGCUGACAGGCAGACAAACAGAAAGACAGGCCUGAGAUGACGGAAGUGCGACGUCGGGGCUCGGCUCCCCCACCGGGACACUACCUGUGCGGAUUGGCCAACUGGCACCCGGCCUGGCUGCAGAAGUACGCCACCACGAAGAUGUUCAUGGGUGUCUACGGACUGCUAGGCACCAUCCAAGCUAUGUCUUACAUGUAUUUUAUUGUUACACUGACCACGCUGGAGAAACGCUUCAAAAUACCGAGCCAGACUACAGGAAUCAUACUCAGUGGCAAUGAGAUCUCACAGAUAAUGUUGUCCCUCAUCUUAUCGUACAUUGGCGGACAGCGUAAUCGUCCGCGCUGGAUUGCCUGGGGCAUUGUCUUCUGCGGCCUGUCCUGCUACAUUCUCGUCCUGCCACAUUUCAUCUAUGGCGCUGGCCAGGAUGUCUUGCAGUUCACCAAGGAGUACCAGGAUAGCCUAAUUAAUAGCACAUCGGAUUCUGGUAUUCCCCUCCCAAAUGUCACAUCAACGCAGAGCGAGCAACUGUGUGGCGUUGGAAAAAAGGAGGAGGGCUGCGAUGACCUCUUCACUUAUGUGCCCCUGGUCUUGAUCUUCCUCUCGCAGUUCGUCCUGGGCGUGGGCAAUACCCUGUACUACUCCCUUGGCCAGACCUAUCUGGAUGAUAACACCAAGAAGACAAACACCCCGCUGAUGCUCGCGGUAGCCAUGUCUCUGAGAAUGAUUGGUCCAGUCGUUGGCUUCUUCUUUGGUUAUAUCUCCCUAAACACCUUCAUUGACCCCACGAAGACCCCGCUGAUUGACAGCAAGGAUCCGCGCUGGUUGGGAGCUUGGUGGCUCGGCUGGGUCAUAUUGGGCACUUUGAUGUGUCUCUUCUCGGGUUUGAUCGGACUCUUUCCCAAGCAGCUGCCGAAGGUUAACGAUCCCAUCAAGCACAACUCCCACCUGCCUCUGGCCAUGCGCCACGAGGAGCUCAAGCGCGAGGAGAAUCUCUCGCUGAGCAGUCGCUUCUCCUCGAAUGCCGCCUUGGACAACAUUGGAGCCGGGGCCGGUGCGAAUGCGGAUCUGCCCAAGCUGAAAGACUUUCCCCGUGCCCUGAUGCGACUGUUGCGCAACAAGCUCCUGAUCUUCAACAUCACCUCGGCUGUCUUCUAUAUCCUCGGUGCCUCCGGCUUCAUGACUUUCCUCACCAAAUACAUGGAAGUGCAGUUCCACAAGAACUCACAGAGUGCCACCAUUGUGGUGGGUCCUGUGUCCAUUCUGGGCAUGGUCGUUGGCCUAAUUGGCUCUGGCCUUGUUCUGUCAAAGAAGAAGCCUGCAGUCAGCAAGGUGCUUAUGUGGAACGUGAUCGUGGGAUGUGUCUACAUCAUGGGACAGAUAUCCUAUGCCUUCCUCUACUGCCCAGACACCUUUUCCAUGACUCAUGUGGGCGGGUAAAACUGAUAGUUGAAUCUCAUUGCCUAUUCUAAUGAAUUUCGACCGACAUGCCAUGCGGGCUGUCAGGGCUACAACGCCGAGUCGAAGCUCUACGAGAACUGCAGUUGUCUGGCAGAAGCUGGUGUAGUGCAGCCCAACGCCGCUCAGAGGCUGCUGAAACUACCACUCAACCUCCACAACUGGACGAAACCACGGACUUCACGCUCAGUGGCAGUGGUUAUUCGGCCGGGGAUCUGCAUGCAAGGCUGCAACUGGAGCUUCUGGGUGUUCUCCAUAACCUCGAUGAUCGUCAAUUGGUUUGGGUCCUCUGGCCGUGUGGGAAAUGUGCUGGUCAACUACCGGGCGGUGGAGUCUGGGGACAAGUCCUUUGCCCAGGGAUUGGCACUGAUGAUGAUCAGUAUGUUUGCCUUGAUUCCGGGUCCGAUUAUAUUCGGGCGCCUCAUCGAUUCCACGUGUCUGGUGUGGACGAAGACCUGCAACGGCAAUGGCAAUUGCCAGCUGUACGAUCAGACGCGGUUCCGGUACUCCAUCAACUUUUUAUCCUGCUUACUCACCUUCAUUGGAAUGUUAUUUGAUUACCUGGUCUGGUACUACGGCCGGGACCUGGAUAUCUAUGGUGACAAGGAGGCUAAGCAGGUGGAGCGGGCCAACAGGAAGGACCAGCCCAUUACUCCCCUCCUGGCCAAGAAAUCCGAGAGGAUCCAAGAGGAAUACUAAAGCUAGAGCCAAUGCGUGAUACUCAAUUCUGAGGAAUAGGGUCCUAUAGGACAGGCGAGACCGAGAUCCUAACAUGAAACGAAAGGUAGAAGAAAUUUUUAGAGUAAGUAUCGGUAGAGCGAGAUCCGGCAAUGCCAUAAUUCCACCGCCAUAUGUACAAACCUCUCGCUGUCGUCUAGGAUAUUAUCCAUUUUGUUUAUUUUCGUGUUUAAUUUUUCAUGUUUUUUCUACUCAUUUAAGAAACACUACACCGUGAAUAGCUUUAUAAUAAAUGAAAAUGAAUUUAUA
Molecule: messenger RNA, 2504 nt
Organism: Drosophila persimilis
Lineage: Eukaryota; Metazoa; Arthropoda; Insecta; Diptera; Drosophilidae
Product: solute carrier organic anion transporter family member 5A1-like
Biological process (GO): sodium-independent organic anion transport; transmembrane transport
Cellular component (GO): membrane
Source: RefSeq, a predicted model, not a curated record